This is a messenger RNA of Trichoderma citrinoviride, 411 nucleotides long. RefSeq lists its product as hypothetical. The transcript has 4 exons. The record is from RefSeq and is a predicted model, not a curated record. Lineage: Eukaryota; Fungi; Ascomycota; Sordariomycetes; Hypocreales; Hypocreaceae. Bases 1 to 411 code for a protein of 136 amino acids. Gene Ontology annotation, molecular function: zinc ion binding; carbonate dehydratase activity.
AUGGCCGAGACUGUUGCUGAUCUCAUUGCAACUCACGAACCCAAGGAGUUUGUCCCAUUACCUACACUUGCCGAAGCGACCAGAGAAGCCAAGCCUCGACUCACCAUUGUUGUGGCUUGUGUGGACCCUCGAUGCAGCGUUGAUAAGUUCAUCGACUUGAACCUUGGGGUGCCGAACGGCGAAAUGGUCAUGGUCUCCCGCAAUGCUGGUGGGCACAUUCGCCACGCGGUUCGGGAUAUCCUCCUCCUGGACGCGAGAUUCGGGAUUGAUGAGCUCGUCAUCGUCCAUCACACGGAUUGCGGCACACUAACGUUUACCGACGACUGGAUGCGCGACGCCUUGAACACGCGAUUAGGCAAGGCUCAUUCGGAGGAAAUUGACCACAUUUACUGGGGCGGAAACACAGAGUAA